Brassica oleracea var. oleracea is the source of this 2438-nucleotide messenger RNA. RefSeq names its product filament-like plant protein 7. NCBI's taxonomy places the organism in Eukaryota, Viridiplantae, Streptophyta, Magnoliopsida, Brassicales, Brassicaceae. Bases 172 to 2277 code for a protein of 701 amino acids. The transcript is spliced from 6 exons. The record is from RefSeq and is a predicted model, not a curated record.
UUUAUGAGUUGAAACGUAAACAAUUAAUAUCAGUGUCACAUAGUCACUUUGACGCUUCCCUCUACCUCAUUUCCUUGUGAAGAUUCAUCUCUCCUCUUCUUCAUAUUUUGUUGUUGCAGACAUUAGUCACACAAUUAAUCAAGCUGGGCUUCUAACAUAAAACUAUAAAGAAUGGAUGCAAACCAGUGGAGAUCGAAGAAGAAAAUAGAAUCUGUAGCAGAAACACUCCAAGGUUCUUCUAGAAGAAACAUCAAACCACAGGCACGUGCGGUUCCUCCAGGAAAUGGAGUUAGACCUGAGAGAGCUCGAAAAAAUCUCAACGAGAAGCUAGAAACUGUAGCCUUAAACUCUCCUAAGAAAGAUCCUCGUGUGAAUCUUUACGGAGAUAAAGACGUAGCAGAUGAGAUUUUCUUGAAAGAUGAAGAAAUGAGUUUGGUGGAUGGAGGAGACUCAUCGCCUUUUUGUGAUAAGCUUCUCCAGCGAAUGGAGCUUCUUGGGAGAGAUCAUGAGGCAAAGAGACUGGAUAACAACAAUUUCAUGAAGGAUAGACAAGAAGAAUCUGCAUUUGAUGAUGUAAUCGAGAUGAAGAGAAAGAUUCACACGUUAACAGCCGAGAACUCUCAGGUAAAGAAGUCUCUUGUGGCCAAAAAAGAGCUCGCGGUGAGCCUGCAAGAGCGUAAGUUUCAAGUGGAAUCAGAAUUCGAAGCGUUGAUGACGAGAUUAGACUCAACGGAGAAAGAAAACGCGUUCUUGAGAUACGAGUAUACCGUUCUCGAGAAGGAUCUCGAAGUAAAAACAGAGGAAACAGAGUAUACUCGCAAGUCCAUGGAGCUAACGCAUAAACAGCAGCUCAGGAACGUGAACAAGAUCGUGGAGCUCGAAGCCGAGUGCAAAAGACUGAGACUCCUGUUUCGCAAGAAGUUUCCUGAUAGGUCGAUCUCCAUGAGGAACGAAGGGGAAGAGAUGAAAAGAAGAAACGCGAAUAAUAAGAGUGAUUUGAUGAUGAGAGAUGAAGCUCAGAGCCGGAAGCUUAAGUACGAUCUGCUGAUGGAGCAGAUAGGUAACGUUAGAGCCGAGAACAAGAAUCUGAUGGACAUCAUUAUGAGGAAGAACAUGGAGAUUAAAGACCUUAGCCGCGGGCAGAAGCCUUUAAGUGCUUCGAGCUUCGAUAUUAGAAGCGAAAAUAGUGUCAUUAGCCCUUCUGGUUCGAAGGAGAUGAAGUUGCUUAUGGAUGACUUUAAUGAGAUGGAGAAGUUAGCUAUUGUUUGUACUGAGAAAGCAGCUCCAAGAGGAGAGGAUGAUGGUGAGAAAGACGACGGGUCUUUCGACUGGAUUCAAGUUGUUUUGAGUGCUGUAUCAAAGCAAGAGAGGAUAUCGAAACGCGGUGUUAAAGAGUUGUUGCAAGACAUCAAGAUUGCUUUGGGAUGUAUGGAUGAUGAUGAUGAUGUAGAGACCAAGAAAGGUGAAGGAGAUCCUCUCUGCAUCACAUGGAAAUCAAAUGUGGAAUCAGGUCCAAUGACAAAGGAUGAGAUCAAGAGACAUUUGGGUCUAACAAAAGUGGAGAAAGUUGAAACUGAAGAGAGGCAAGAACUGAAGGAUAAGCUUGAGGAAGCCGUUGAAAAGAUCAGAAGCUUAGAAGGCGAGGUCAAGGCAUUGAGAGAGAGUAAGGAGAAAGUAGAGGCUGAGAUGGAAACUGAGAGAUCAAUGAAGGAAGAUCUUGAUACAAAGCUACACAUAGCUGAAGCUAAGCUCAACGAGACGGAGAAGAAACUGUCUUCUCUUGAAGUAGAGUUUGAUUAUAGAAAGAGUUGUUGUGAAGAACUCGAAGGGACUUGCAUCGAGCUUCAGCUUCAGUUAGAAAGUGUUGAAACGAAGAAACCAAUGCAUAGAAACAAAAGCGUGAGUAGAAAGGGAUGGGAUAUUGCAGCAGCUUCUGUGAAGUUAUCAGAGUGUCAAGAAACAAUUACCAAUUUAAGGAAGCAACUAAGAGCUUUAUCGACAACAGAAACUAGCAGCACAAUGAAAUUUCUACACAAAAGACCUUCUCUCCGGGAAAGUAUUGAAGACGCAACGGCCAAAGAUUCAUCAUCCUAUAACAGCGUUACUCAUAAUGAUGGUAACAAUAACAACGCCUUGAUCGUGUACGAACCAGAGAAGGCGAAAGGUGGGAAGAUGGAGAUGGUUCCAAGAAAGAAGCAAGGAGUAGGGUUCUUGAAGAGGCUGUUGUUCAGGAAGAAAAGAGUGAGCAGCAAGAAAUAUCUUGCCUUGACUAUGUAAUGAAUAAAAUAAAAGAAGAGGGUUCUUACAAGGGCUUUGGUUUGUGUUUGUGUAUAUAUGGGGUGAGUAAUGAACUGUGUGUGUAUGUUUGUGUUUCUGAGAUGUGUUGAGUGUAGACUCUUUUCUGAUUUUGAUAAUAAAACGAAAUGUAUCCACGUAAA